Messenger RNA from Otolemur garnettii (small-eared galago), 991 nucleotides. It is a transcript of the gene PHPT1, whose product is annotated as phosphohistidine phosphatase 1. Gene Ontology annotation, biological process: peptidyl-histidine dephosphorylation. Gene Ontology annotation, molecular function: protein histidine phosphatase activity. The coding region runs from base 456 to 833 and encodes 125 amino acids. The transcript has 3 exons. Lineage: Eukaryota; Metazoa; Chordata; Mammalia; Primates; Galagidae. The record is from RefSeq and is a predicted model, not a curated record. Gene Ontology annotation, cellular component: cytosol.
CUGGGGCAGGGGAGAGCGGCUUCGGAUUGCAGGGAUAAGGAAGGAGGCCCCCGGGCGACGGGGCCAGGGGAGGGUACACUCGGGUGGUGGGGGUGGCUGAGAGGAGGGAGGCUUCGGACGGAGCACGGAGGAGCAAGUCCUCCCCUAGCCUGACGGGCCAUCUAACUGGCUGGUUCCCAAGGUGCCUGUCACCCCACGGCGGCACAGAAACUCUCCCGUCGGCUGGAUUUAAUCAUUUCCUGCUCCACAUUCCCUUUAAACGAGGCCGCAAGGAGACAGAUUGCGAUUGGCUAGCUCGUGCCCCGGGAAGCGGCACAAUUGGCUAAAGCGCCGGGCCUCCGGCAGCAUGCCCCCACGGGAUUGGCUGCAUCUCUCCAGGGCCCGCCUCCCGCCCAGCAGCCCUGGUCGGGGGGAGGGGCCGCCGGGACCUCGGGUCCGUGAGCGCUUCCAGGAACAUGGCGACAGCGAGCCUCGCUCAGAUUCCUGAUGUAGACAUCGACUCCGACGGCGUCUUUAAGUACGUGCUGAUUCGAGUCCACUCGGCACCUCCCUCCGGUGCCCCAGCUGCGGAAACCAAGGAGAUCGUGCGCGGCUACAAGUGGGCAGAGUACCACGCGGACAUAUACGACAAAGUGUCCGGUGAGAUGCAGAAGCAGGGCUACGACUGUGAGUGUCUGGGCGGAGGGCGCAUCUCUCACCAGAGCCAGGACAAGAAGAUCCAUGUGUAUGGCUACUCCAUGGGCUACGGUCGUGCCCAGCACUCUGUCUCAACUGAGAAGAUCAAAGCCAAGUACCCUGACUAUGAAGUCACCUGGGCUGAUGAUGGCUACUGAGGCCCCCAGCCCAAGACCUGCUACCUCCAGCAGCCAAGUCAGAACUCUGCUCUUGCCGGGGGUUGGCCUUGCCCUUCCCUUCUGUAUCCCUGGUAAUAUGCCAUCCCACCACAGACCAGCCUGGCCCCUGUACAUUAAAAGCUUUGUUGUGCCUGCCA